Molecule: messenger RNA, 900 nt
Organism: Uncinocarpus reesii 1704
Lineage: Eukaryota; Fungi; Ascomycota; Eurotiomycetes; Onygenales; Onygenaceae
Exons: 4
Coding region: 1-900 (299 amino acids)
Cellular component (GO): mitochondrion
Molecular function (GO): (S)-2-hydroxy-acid oxidase activity; (S)-2-hydroxyglutarate dehydrogenase activity
Source: RefSeq, a predicted model, not a curated record
AUGCGAUCUAGAGCAGCUGCCACACUUGCGAAUGGAUUACCCAGGCGUGGGAGACAGUUCUCGACAUCAAGGCGGUUAAACGCAGAUUUUACUCAUGCCGUGAUCGGGGCAGGUGUUGUUGGACUCGCGGUAGCACGGCAGCUGGCGGGCAGGCAAGGCGCGUCUACCAUUCUGCUUGAGAGGCAUGGUGCUGUGGGCACCGAAACAAGCAGUCGAAAUUCAGAGGUCAUACACGCUGGUCUUUAUUACGGCACAGACACGUUAAAGACAACUUUGUGCUUAAAGGGUCGGGAACUCCUGUACUCUCUCUGCCAGAAACAUAACAUCCCCCAUCGCCGUACCGGCAAAUGGAUUCUUGCGCAAAACGAGCAGCAAUGGGACGAAUGCCUUAAGCUUCACUCCCACGCAAAGAAUAUAGGCGUACCCACGCGUUUCGUCAGCUCUGAGGAAGCGGCGAGGAGAGAACCGGACGUGCAGGCGCUCGGGGGCAUAGUGGAGUCCCCAACCACAGGAAUUGUGGACAGUCAUGCUCUAAUGACAUAUUUACACGGUGAUUUCGAAGACAGAGGCGGUGACUGUAUAGUCCAGACCGCCGUUACGGAUAUCCAGCCUGUGAAUGGCGGGAAGGGUGGGUAUCGAAUAUAUACCGGCUCUGGGGGUGCGUCAGAAGCCUCUAUCACGACAGAAACGGUCAUCAAUUGCGCAGGUCUCGAGGCAUGCAGAAAGACACCGGAAAACUUAUUAUGCGAAGGGGACAUAUUUCUCCUACUCAGCAUCGGCCCCGAAACCGAAUACACUCCUAUAUCCAGCGCCAAACCCAGGGCUGGGAGGACUGGGAACGCAUUUAACGUUAGACAUGGCGGGACGUGUACGCUUUGGGCCGGAUGUGGAAUGGGUUAG